Molecule: messenger RNA, 1077 nt
Organism: Trypanosoma brucei brucei TREU927
Lineage: Eukaryota; Euglenozoa; Kinetoplastea; Trypanosomatida; Trypanosomatidae
Exons: 1
Coding region: 1-1077 (358 amino acids)
Biological process (GO): macroautophagy
Cellular component (GO): endoplasmic reticulum
Source: RefSeq, a predicted model, not a curated record
AUGUCUUCUGGUGUCCCUGUUUCAUCGCAGUGGCCACCUGUCAGAGGUGGGCUGAUCAUCUUGCGGGCUGCCUUCUCUGGUGCACGUCAAAGUCUUGAUGUCGUGAAGUUUCUGAGCUACGUGGGGUCGAGUGCCGAGGUGAGUCGUAAUCUUCGGUCUUGCACACUUGUCAACUUUCUUUUCUUUUUCGGCAUUUGGAUUUCUUCUAUCGUAUUUUCUCCCUUGUGGAGCCUUGCCGUGACUUUGAUGCGGGGGCGCUCGACAUUGGCUGGUGACCCGGAUGCGAUCACAAAUUCGGCGUCGUUGAGUAACGUCAAUCGUGUUGCGGGAGGAGCCACAGGGGUCGUGACUAUAUUGUGGACGUGUGUAUUUUAUUUUGUGUGGGUUUUCCCUAUGUACGGAAUUACACUUCUCUUUGGUAUACGUUGGUACAACGCGCUGUACGCAGCUGCGAAUAGUGAGAAGCGAAGGCGUGCCCUUCUGAUGGCGGCCGCCAGAAGCCCCGGCAGGCCGGUGGUGCCCGUUAGGGGAGCUGCGGCCGGUGCCGGUCCCAAGCCAACCGCAUCCUCCCUCUCAUUUAGUGAUGUCGUCGUAUCCCUCACUGAAACUUUGUUUAAGGUUGUUGCUACCAGCUUGUGCACUGUUGUAAUGACGGUGGUAGGGACCAUUCUCCCCGUGCCCCUGGGCGCAUGUGUAGACGUGGCGAUGAGAAGUUGGUUGCACGCUUUCUAUGUGUUUGACUACCGCGUUUCUUCACAGUACGUGACCGAUAGGGUUACACAGCGACGCAACUACGUGGGGCUUUCAUCUGCUAUUGAGUUUUUUGAGGCAAAUUGGGCGUACUUUCUCGGGUUUGGAGCGUCGCGCUGCCUCGUUACCGGUGUAUUGGAUUUGACGGGCAUAGUAACAUCGUGGUUUGCCAAAGAAGCCGCUGUGUCAGUGCUAUUUGGGGCCCAUGUUGUACUUUCUGUUGAAGCAAAACUUCCCCCGCGCGCGCCAUUCAGUAUUCCCAUGUUCACUCCUUUUUUUAUACUCUGUGACAAGAUUAUAAGGGCGGUUGUGCAUGUGGCGCAAUGA